Molecule: messenger RNA, 1325 nt
Organism: Coffea eugenioides
Lineage: Eukaryota; Viridiplantae; Streptophyta; Magnoliopsida; Gentianales; Rubiaceae
Product: dihydrodipicolinate reductase-like protein CRR1, chloroplastic
Exons: 10
Coding region: 91-1005 (304 amino acids)
Cellular component (GO): chloroplast stroma
Molecular function (GO): 4-hydroxy-tetrahydrodipicolinate reductase activity
Source: RefSeq, a predicted model, not a curated record
UGAGAACAACGCAAAACAUCGCCAGAAAUAAACUUAUCCGUUUCUAUAACCACACCCUCUUCUUUACAGCGAGAGAGGCUUUUAGCAUCCAUGGCAGCCUUGAGCUGCCAUUCUCAUCCCAUGAGCUAUACGUCCAGUCUCCAAAAUGUCAAGAAAAUCGUGGCACCGUCCAUCUCGUGUUCAAUGCAGCCUGGAGGACAAAGCAACAUCAAGGUAAUCGUAAAUGGGGCAGCCAAGGAAAUAGGAAGAGCAGCUGUAGUUGCUGUUACAAAAGCAAGGGGGAUGGAAGUGGCGGGUGCAGUGGAUUCCUACCUUGUUGGAGAAGAUAUUGGAAAGGUCUGUGACAUGGAAGAAGCUUUGGAAAUUCCUAUAAUGAACGACCUUACCAUGGUCUUGGGUUCCAUAUCUCAGUCUAAAGGAAUGGCAGUUGUUGUUGAUUUCACAGAUCCUACAACAGUCUAUGACAACGUUAAACAGGCAACAGCAUUUGGCAUGAAUAGUGUGGUUUAUGUGCCCCGCAUCAAACAGGACACAGUGAUGGCAUUGUCAUCAUUCUGUGAAAAGGCCAGCAUGGGGUGUCUGGUGGCUCCAACAUUAUCAAUAGGAUCGAUACUCCUUCAGCAAGCUGCGAUUUCAGCUUCUUUCCAUUACAACAAUGUAGAAAUAGUUGAAUCCAGGGCAAAUGCUGCUGAUUUUCCAACACAAGAUGCAAUACAAAUUGCAAACAACAUCUCCAAUAUAGGUCAGUUAUACAACAGACAAGAUAUCUCGACUGAAGUCCAGGCACGAGGUCAGGUUCUUGGAGAAGAUGGAGUGCGAGUGCACAGCCUAGUUGUUCCAGGGCUACCGUCUAGUACCACAGUGUAUUUUUCCAGGCCCGGAGAGGUCUAUACGAUCAAACAUGAUAUUACGGAUGUGCAAUCUCUCAUGCCAGGCCUAAUCCUAGCCAUUAGAAGAGUAGUGCGCUUUAAGAAUCUGGUAUUUGGCUUAGAAAAGCUUUUGUGAAAUUUGAUACCGGUUGAGCUCCUCGCAAUUUGGGAUCAAUCCAGUUGACUAUUCACAGAUCAGGUUUUUUCUGAAGCUACAUUCUGAAGGCGAAGAUUAGAGAAUAUUCAAAGCAGAUAUACUUGCUGAGCUGCACUUGAUUGGAAUUUUAUUUAUGCAUUUUUCAAUCAAGUUUGACUUAUUGAGUUUCUAACAGGAGCACUCAUCUCUAUCAGAAGCGACUUUAAUUAGCUCAAUAUGCCAGAGAUAGUGUUGGCAUCACUUGUUGUCAUGAAACCAAUGAGUAUACUAUGGUUUGGUCAUAUCCUGAUUAGCCUGAA